AUGACUAUUGAAGAGUACAAAGAAGCUUUAAGCGUCUCUCUCAGCGAUAAGUUUCUAGAUACCAAGCGACUGCCAAGCAACAUGAAUCGAGUUAUCCGCGAAUUUUUAGGAUUAACAUUCAUCGAUGAUGAAGAGCAUACUGUCCAUUAUGUUCAUCAGAGUGUGGAAGAUCAUCUGUUUCACACAGAGCAUAGGGAAGCCGCCAAUUUCGACGCUCAACGUAUCGAUGAGCACUUUGGCUAUCUGUGUAUGACGUACUUGAAUUUCGCAAACUUCAGUCGACAAAUCGCGAAAGUCGAGAAAGAAGUUUUCCAUCUCCUUGAUUUGGGCACACCUUCCAUCUAUCCUGACAGCUUGCGAGUCAAUAGAAUGGCACGAAAAUUGCUGUUGUCCCGGAAGGGGCGUUCGCCAGGUGUAAAAGUUCGCGAGAUUGAGAGAGCUGCUUUGCAGUCACUUAAACAUGUUACAACAGACGCGAUGCAGAAUGAUGCAUUUCUUGUUUAUGCAAAGGAUAACUGGUGGCUUCAUUUGAAAGAGUUAGAGAUAGAUGACCGGAAAAUGUGGCUUCUCUUCUGCAAGUGUCUUGAGGUCCCUGCCUUUAAACCGGCCUUGGGACAUAUCACUCCAACUCACCCCAGAAGGUGGCGAUGGGCAUUCACUUUCACUAAGUCGUGGAGCAUGGCUUUGUUCAGCGUGGCCUUGGAUCAGGGGCUUCCUGAAGCAAAGAAACUCCAAGUCUUUUGCGCAUUACUUGGCAAAAUGAAGCAAAUCGAUGCAAUGGAGACUCGCUUUGCCUUGGAGAUGGCUUUGCGACGCGCACUUAUCACCAAGAAAAUGCUCGAGUUUUUGUUAUCAGUCGAUAAAGCAUUCUAUCAGGAAGCCAGGGUCGUCAACGACCAAUUAGAUGAUGACAAGGCCAACGCCUACUUCAAUAUGAUCAGCUCCGCACAGAGAGAUCCUCUACUCCUCCUGUCACUCCUGGACAAGCAAGAGUUGGUGGCAACACAAAUCUUGGAUUCGGGUGCCGAUGCAAAUGUCCUUGCCCAGAAAUCUCAGGACACAGCUCUUCAUCUAGCUGCAGAUCUAGGGCAACUAUUCUUGGUACAAGAGCUUGUUAUUGCUGGUGCGGAUCUCAACCUGCAAGACAAGGUUGGCAAGACGUCUGUUCACAGGGCUUUAAAAUCAGACAAAGGAGGGCUAGAAGUUUUAUGGUACCUCAUCACUGCCGGGGCGGAUGUCAAUUUGAGAAUGACGUCUCCGCGCCUGGAUAUGAAAGACUACCUUGUGGCGCUCACCGAUGAAGGCAAGUACCUAUCAACCCUCGGUGGAGACCUCGCCGACCUUGCUCAGGCAAACGCUUGGUCUGCUGUCAGGAUGCUUGCCAAGAACGGGGUUGAUGUCAAUAUCCGAGGACGCGAUUUCAGAAAAAUCGCUCUCCAUUGGGCUGGUGAGCGAGGUGAAAAGGACAUGGUCGCAUUACUCGUUGACAAGAGAAGUGACCCAAAUACACUCGACACCUACGGUCAGACAGCAAUGCAUUAUUAUGCGGAAUCCGGGUUUGAGAAAGUGACUGCCUACCUGCUGAAGGUAACCGAUGCUUCUGUGGUUGAUACAAAGGGAAGAACAGCAUUGCGAUGCGCGAGGGAUAAUUCCCACUCUAGCAUAGUGAGGAUGCUGUUACCGUUCGCUGGUCUAAGCGAUCAUUGUCUCGACGACAACGACAAAUCUCUGGAAUAUUGA
Messenger RNA from Penicillium malachiteum, 1740 nucleotides. RefSeq names its product ankyrin repeat domain-containing protein. The coding region runs from base 1 to 1740 and encodes 579 amino acids. Gene Ontology annotation, molecular function: protein binding. Lineage: Eukaryota; Fungi; Ascomycota; Eurotiomycetes; Eurotiales; Aspergillaceae. The transcript is spliced from 3 exons. The record is from RefSeq and is a predicted model, not a curated record.